Messenger RNA from Daucus carota subsp. sativus, 1014 nucleotides. Its product is annotated as protein FAR1-RELATED SEQUENCE 5-like. Bases 1 to 1014 code for a protein of 337 amino acids. Gene Ontology annotation, biological process: regulation of DNA-templated transcription. The record is from RefSeq and is a predicted model, not a curated record. The transcript has a single exon. NCBI's taxonomy places the organism in Eukaryota, Viridiplantae, Streptophyta, Magnoliopsida, Apiales, Apiaceae.
AUGGCAUCUUUCAUAUUUUCUAAAUUAACAUCCCCUAGUAAGCCCAUUACACCUAGUAAACCUAGAAUUGAGAUUGAAGAAGAAAAUGAUAGUGAUGCUAAAAAGACCCCAAUAGUGAAUGUUGAUGAUAGUGAUGAUGAUGUUGAGGAGGUUGUGGAGGAGGUUGGGGAUGAUGAUGUUGAGGAGGUUGGGGGUGAAUGUUUUGAUGAUUUUUGUGACAAACAAAAUUCAAAAGAUGAUGAUUUGAAUGAAAGUUGUCCUUGUGUUGGUCAAUUAUUCGAUAGCUUAGAUGAAGCGGAGAUGUUUUAUAGGGAUUAUGGUAGACGUGUUGGUUUUGAGAUGAUAAUUAGAACCACACAUAGGCGUGUGAAAAGUAAGAGAAUUUGUUCGCGUUUAUAUAUAUGUCGGAAGGGUGGUCGAAUAGUAACAAAGUCGUUGGAUGAAGAAAAGGAUGUUCACAAAAAAAAGAGAAAUAGGGAUUCUAUUGGUAGAACGCAUUGCUUGGCGCGGAUGUACGUUGUGCAUAGGGAAAAAUUGAAUAAAUGGGAAGUGACAUCGGUUUAUUUAAAACACAAUCACACGAUGAUUUCAAAGGAUGAAGUGCUUUUCAUGCAACGGCCAAGGAAUAUAACUCCCGUUAUUCGGCAAUUGAUUAUAACAUUGAAUAAAUCGGGUAUUGGGCCUUCAAAAACUUUAAACGUGUUAGGGGAGUUAACGGGUGGCUUGGAGAAUAUUGGAUUUGGUAAUCAAGAUGUUCGGAAUGUAUUGCGUGAUAUUCGACAUUAUGUGUUUGAUUCGAGUGAUGCUUUAGAGGGUUUGGCAUUACUUCGAGAAUUGAAACGUAAUAGUCAAGGUGAAUUUUUCUAUAAAGUUGACGUGGACGAGGAAAAUCGUGUGCGGGCCAUAAUGUGGGUUGACCCGAGAUCAGUCAAUGCCUACAAAAAUUUCGAAGAUGUUGUUGUUUUUGACUCCACAUAUCCUAUGUUAGGCCGACUAAACUCACUAUAUAUAUGA